This is a messenger RNA of Triticum turgidum subsp. durum (durum wheat), 1779 nucleotides long. The record is from the annotation of a GenBank genome assembly. Lineage: Eukaryota; Viridiplantae; Streptophyta; Magnoliopsida; Poales; Poaceae.
AUGGAUGCGCCAAAGGAUGCAUCUCCAUCACCGAAACUGCACACGAGGCUGAGGGUGUGGGAGUUUGCAGACCGUUAUGUAUUUGAACCGGUUGAUGGCCUUGCUGACCUGUUCCUCUCAGUUAGCCGGACCAAUGGAUCUAUGAACCUAGUGCAAGAGUUGCCACCGCGUGGCCCCUCGGCAAACCCAAAAGUUAGGAUAGUGUUUGGUGUGGUAGGAGUGCUCAAGCUUGCAGUUGGAUCAUGUUGUCUGGUCAUCACUGACCGUGAUUGCGUCGGAUCCUACAUGGGACAUGCUGUUUUCAAAGUUACAGGACUAAAAGUUCUCCCCUGCACUACCGCAUCUUCGGCCGAGCAGAAAAAGAUGGAGAGCGAAUUUUCAGACCUCUUGGAUGCUGCAGAGAGGAGUAUAGGCCUGUACUUCUCCUAUGAGGCCAACUUGACACUUACUUUACAGAGGGUAUAUGAUCUUGGGGACACGUUCAAAGCACUUCCACUUUGGAGACAGGCAGAACGUAGAUUUAUGUGGAAUGGUUACUUGUUGGAGCCUCUCAUUGAGAACAAACUGGACCAAUACUUAUUACCGGUCAUUCAAGGAAGUUUUCAGAAUAUACAUGCAGAAGUUGGAUCAGAUAAAGUAGUAGUAACCAUGAUUGCACGCAGGUGCACAAGAAGGAUAGGUACACGGUGUUGGAGACGGGGUGCUGAUCCAGAGGGCUAUGCAGCAAAUUUUGUUGAAUCAGAGCAGAUAAUGCAAACAAAAGGAUAUACAGCAUCCUAUGUACAAGUUCGAGGUUCUAUGCCUUUUUUGUGGGAGCAGAUAGUUGAUUUGACAUAUAAACCUAGUUUUGACAUUGUUAGAGUGGAGGAGGCGGCUCGUGUGCUUGAGCGACACUUUCAUGAUUUACAAAAGAAAUAUGGAGCUGUCGUGGGUAUUGAUCUUGUCAAUACAACUGGUGGUGAAGGCCGCCUGUAUGAAAGAUAUGCAAAAUCGAUUGAGCCUAUUCUCACUGAAGAUAUAAGAUUCAUACAUUUUGACUUCCAUAAAAUAUGUGGUCAUAUUCAUUUUGAGCGCCUUUCACAGUUGUAUGAUCAAAUUGAGGAUUAUCUUAAGAAGCAUAAGUACUUCCUUUUGGAUGAUCAAGGCAAGAAAAUGGUGGGGCAGACUGGCACUGUCAGAACAAAUUGUGUCGAUUGCUUAGAUCGUACUAAUGUAACUCAGAGCAUGGUUGGAAGAAAAACUCUUGAAAGCCAGCUCCAACAACUAGGAGUUUUUGGUGGUAACGAUACAAUCAGCAAUUACCCAGCUUUCGAUGCAGAUUACAAAGUUUUGUGGGCAAAUCAUGGAGAUGCAAUAAGCACUCAGUACUCUGGCACUCCUGCUCUGAAGGGAGACUUUGUCCGGUAUGGGAAACGGACUACUCAGGGAAUUUUUAAUGAUCUGUGGAAUGCACUUGCUAGAUACUACUUCAACAACUUUGCAGAUGGUACCAAGCAGGAUGCCAUGGACCUUCUUCAAGGACAUUACGUAUCAUCAGUUAGUCGGGACGCCGCGCUUCCAAGCAAACCCGGAGUUAUGCAGUCCUUCCGUGUUGCUUUUGCAUUGAUUUUUUGCGCUGCUAUGUUCAUGCUUAUGUCUCUACGACAAGCCCGGAAUGAUCUUCGCCACUUGGUGGUAGCGCUUGUGUGGGCCGGUCUGUGCGUUGGCAUUGCACUAUAUGUCAAAAAGAACGGUAGGAAGUUCUGCAACCGACCUCGUUUUUACCUGUCACGCAAUUGA